Molecule: messenger RNA, 1781 nt
Organism: Hippocampus comes (tiger tail seahorse)
Lineage: Eukaryota; Metazoa; Chordata; Actinopteri; Syngnathiformes; Syngnathidae
Product: Rieske domain-containing protein
Exons: 3
Coding region: 230-976 (248 amino acids)
Molecular function (GO): 2 iron, 2 sulfur cluster binding
Source: RefSeq, a predicted model, not a curated record
AAAUGGCUGGGAUCGAAUGAGUUAAUAUCGGUGCUCGAGAGGCGCAGUCCUUGACAUAAUGGAAGAAGAAAAUUAUUUGCUGGAGGUCGAGGUGCAAAAAUUAUGAUAAGGGUUUGAUGCACAUGGUUGUCAAAUUUAUGAAUGAAAUAUGAUGACAUUUCCUACACAUCCUUGGAAGUCAUAAUCUGUCAGCCUUUGCCCCAAUCAAAUUUAUCAAAAUAGUUAAGACAUGGUUCCUGCUCCCCUACUUCUCGUCAUUUGUAAAUGCUGUGUUGAACUAUUAACAAUGUCCAGCUACUGUAAACAUGACAAUCCAAAUACAAAUGAAAAUCCUUUUUUUUUUUUAAUUAUGAAUAAUCCCCAUAUUUACAGCCAUGAAAACAAAAGUGAUGGACAGGAAAUGCCAAUCACGAGCACCGGGCGCGUGCACGCGCGGGGAAAGGCAAAUUCUGUGGCGUCACACUCGGCCGUUAAACAUGGAACCUGUGCCCAACCUAAAACGACAAAUGGAGGUGGAAAUACAGAUAACUGCGACAUUAGACAUUUGGGAGGCAAGCGACGCCGGUUUGUAAUGGCCUCAUCCCCGGGAGAAGGCGAGGGAACCGUUGUGGGCGUUGCGUGGAGACACAUCGGCGCAGCCUCGGAGCUUUCCGGCAAGAAAUGCCGACUCGUGUACUCGUCCCUCGGCCGGCAGUCGGACGUGUGCCUCUUCUCCGUCAAGGGGGAGUUUUUCGCCAUGGAUGCCCGCUGUGCACACUCCGGAGGUCCGUUGUGCGAGGGCGACAUCGAGGAAGCUGAUGGAAUUCUACGGGUCUUCUGUCCAUGGCAUGACUACGACUUUGACCUAAGGACUGGGAAGUCCGGGACGUCGUUGAAGCAACAAGUGCAUGAAGUCAAGCUGGAGGACGGUGACGUGUACGUGAAGCAUGCAAGCUGUCUCUCCUUGCAGCCGUUUCCUGUCCAUCACAAGAGCUGAGCUUCAACCUUCCAUAACCCUGGCCGGGGAUGCCAAGUUGCUGAUUACAGGACGUCCUACCGGUAGCGAGCACAUUCGGGGCUAUUUAUAAGACUUUUCCCCACAAAGUCCAGCCAUCUGAAAGCAUUCCCGAGUCUUAUCUGUCAGUUGUUCAGACUUUGUACUUUGAUUGCAAGCGAAGUCAGACAAUGAUGAUAUCAGGAAAUUGUCUGAAGGAGCCAUCGGGACAUUACUUCACGUAGACAGACAAACCUUUUGGUAAACUUGAAAAACAAAACAAGAAAAAAAUACUUGAACAAAACUUGGAACUCUAUGCAGAAGAAAAAGGUUGCGCUGGGACGCCACAAGCUCUGAUGGAUUCAAAAUUGUUUUUCCAGUUGACGAUUUGUGUUUUCACCUCAUACGUGACCCGUAACUGCCUCAGCUGCUUAACACUGAGGUUAGAGUUUAUUCGGGGUAACUAUGUACCCAUGCAUCCAUUUUCUUUAGUAUUUGUCCCCGCUCGGGGUGUUGGUGAGUUGGAACCUAUUGCAGCUUACGUUCGGGGAGAGGUGAGUUCGACCCUGGAUUGGUCGCCAGUCAUUCAGACAUAUGGGCAAUUUUCAUUGAUCCGAACAUGCGUGUCUUGUUGCAUUCUCAUUGAACUUUAAGAUGUGUGAGUAUCUUGUACAUUGCUCAAGAGCAGAUUGUAAUCUUCGUUGUGAUAUUGUGAGUCGAUCGUUGCUUCCGAUUGUUAUGAAAAUGACGAACAUUUUAUGUGUAUUUUUCAAAAUCUUUCAGAUAAAAUAAAUUAUUUGAUAUCUGA